AUGGGCUUAAAAUCUUCCAUACUUUUGCAUGAAGAAGAUAUUGAGGAACUGCACAAUGAGACUGGUUGUAAGUUGAAAGAAUUUUGCUGGCAAAUGGCAAAUGCAUAGUGCUCUCCCUUGGGAUGUACACUUUUUAAAUCGUUUUUCACUACAAGUUAUCAUCUAAACGAAUGUUUGAUCGUUGUGUCCUUAGUUUCUCCAAAUCAAAUAAGAAGACUCUACAGUAGAUUCAAAAGUCUUGAUAAAGCAACAAAAGGCACGAUAAGGUUGGUUAAAUGUGUAGAUUUAGAACCGUUCGUUUUUGCGCAUAGAGAUGAAAAUCAGCUGUAACUCAGCAGGACCUGAACAAUCGAUGACAAUCGAUAACAAUUAAUCGAUUGAUAUUGAUAAACGAUGAACAAUCGAACGAAAAAGUUGCUGUAAUUUUCAAUUCUCAUCAAUUAUCAAUUAUUAUGGAAAAUCAAUUGAAAUCGAUCAUUUUUUAUUGUAAAACCCUAAUUUCAAGAACUUCGAUUUGAUUUGAUUUCAAGUAACUUGCAUUUGAAGUCUAUUCAGGUUUUUGACCGGAAAUGGCAUUUACACACAAUCUUAAGGCCGAGCGAUCACUCUCCUGACGCAAAAGCUGAAAGCAAUUAGGAUGUUUUGAGGAGGGAAAUAAUUUCCCUUUUCUGUCUAGUUGACGAUAUUCGAUAAACACAAACUACUUUCAUGUGAUUAUCAAUCGUUCAUUGAUUAGCCAAUAGCAGUCAAUAACAAUUUACUAACAUGCAUAGAUUAAAAUCAAUUGAUGUAUUAGAUUUCUGAUCAUGGAUUUUGUUAAUCGUUCAGGUCCUGAAAUCGAGGAACAUCAAGAUUGAUACAAUAAAAUGUUUUCUGUUUGAUUAACAGUCGUGAAGAUUUUAUGCGCAUACCUGAGUUGGCCAUCAAUCCAAUCGGUGAACGGAUUAUUGAUGCCUUCUUCAUGAAUGAAGAAAGCAAGUAAGUUCUCUCUUUGAAACUGUAAGCAGAUAUCAAAGUUAAUGUCUUGUUCUGGCUAAUGGUGUAAGCCAUGUAAUCAAUACUGUAAAAACAUUCUUAAUGGGAUUGGUUAUCACCAGCCUAAUUUGAGCACUAAUAGCACAGUGCAUGUGUCAUGACCCAACAUUAAGUAAAGACUUAAGCUCCAUUCAAAUGGUCAUGUUAGUUUAUGAUAGUUCUAACUCUCAUGCACAUUUGAUCACAAUACUAUCAUGCAUUAUCAUCAACUAUCAUGUAGGUUGGACAAGUUCAAAUCUGACAUGAUAGUUGAUGAUUGUUUUGCAGUUUUAUCAAGGGAACAAUACUAAAUGAUAGUUUUUUUGGUCAGCAGUUUUGCUAAAGACAGUCUCAAAUUGAAAUAGCAAAUGCUAAAUGACCAAAAGCUGUCAAAAUUUUGCAGAAUGUCUCAAAUUUCAUUCUGGUCAUCUCCUGGUUGGCUUCAGUAUCUUCAACUUCUUUUGUCAAAAAUCGUCCACCAUCAUGAACCAUUUGGAUGCAAACAUGCUAGUCAAUGAUAGUGAAUAACAGUUGAAACUAUUAUGGACUAUCAUCAACUAUUUGACUGUUUGAACAGGGCAGUAAGUCACUUGCUCAGUGAACAGGAAAGAAUGGUUUAAUCUGAUUGAAAAACUGUAAUAGACAUUUAUUCAAAGAUAAAAAAAUUGCACAAGCCUACAGGGUAAGUGCAGUAUGUAGUCUUUGAAAAAUUUAUAGACAUGCCAAAUUGCAAGAUAAUUCAUGUUGUUAAUUAUCUACAUGAAAAAAAGUUACAGAAAGUCAAGACAGACAAAAUUUUAAAAGUGUGUAGGUACCAUUUGUAAUUUGCACUUGUGUUAAAAGUUUUCACUAGUGUUACAUGAGAAUGCACUUGUUUUCAGCCAAUCAGAAGUGCAAAAUUGUUUCAUUUACAUUAUCAUUGAGAAAACGUACUCAAAAGGUAAAUCUAUCUGCUAAAUACAAUAAUUACAUUUUUUUUUUUUUCUUAGGGAAAGCGGAGAAGAAACUUGUAACUUCAGACAGUUUGUUAGAACCUUAGCGCAUUUCAGACCAUAUGAACCAUCGAAGGAAAACCCUCUUAACACCAGAGAGAAAAAACUUCAAUGUAUGUUGGGUUAUAUUUACCUGAAGAUACAUGUGAAAUGUCUUUUCUUUAGUCAAGUUCAUUUGCAAAAAGUAAAAUAUUGAUGGAGUGUGUUAAUUUGUAUGUUUUUGUUUUUGUUUUGUUAAGUAUCAGCUUUUUACAUCAGCGCAUGUAACAAGGUUUUCACUGAGAAAUUUAAAAUUCAACGCAUCCUGAACUGAAAAUGUUGAGUUAUUCAAAAGAUGCAGACUAACCUUCCUGUGAAUGAGACACAGUUUCUAAACAAGGACUGUCGCAGUGAUUCAAUCUGCAUAAAGGUCUUGCCCAAAAGAGCCCUCUGGCUCUGCACAUAAUUUAAGAGUGAGCUUACUCUCUCAACAUUGUGUUGCUGUAAUAACUUUAUCAGACACUUAUGGUUAAGAUGGUGUUUAAAAAUCAAAUGAAAACUUUGAUUUGCACUUAGUUUUGUAUUAUUUUUCACUUUACAGUUACCUUCAAGAUCUAUGAUUUGGACAAUGAUGGGAAAAUAUCCAAAGAUGAUCUCAUGCAGGUACAGGGAUGUAUUUUUUAACAAUUAUAAAACACUAAGAGCAUAGCAUCCAGGGCCUGCAUUCUUUUUCGGCCUGUUUGACUUUUAUAACAUGACUCUUGCCUAUGUUGAAACAAAAUUUGAACUUUCCAAGGGAACAAGUGUAAAAGCCAGCUACACCCCUCACCACAAAGGCAAUUUAUAAUCAAAAGUUUGACCAAUGCCUCUAAGGUUGUAAUGGAAGGUUUUAUAUUUGAAAGAAUUUGUUUUGCCAGUCCCAUUUUCAGUUGUUUCAAGUUACAAAGGUUGUAGAUCAAAGGUGUAGGCUGUAGAUGAUUUGAGCUAUAGAUGAUGUGCUCUUGACAGUUGCAACAAUGCUUUAGCACUUAAACCCCCAUGAAUGAUUGGUUUCUAAUUUCUCCAUGUGGUAUCACCCUUGAAUCAAAUAAAUAAAUGAAUAAAUAAAUAAAUAUUAAAUAAAUAAAUAAAAUUAGAAAUGAUCAUGGGAAACUCCUGAUUGUCAAACAAAUUCUGCCAGUCAGUACCAAAGGAAACAUGAAGAAAACAGUGUUAGGAUGUGAAGGGUUAAGUUCCUCAAAGUGAAGGCAAUCCCAAAAAGGACUGUUGUUUGUGGUAAUCAGUGUCAGAGCUUUUGACAAUCCAAACAGAUGUCAUCAACUCAGUCAUGGAUGAAUAUUUACAUGAGCUGGUGAUUGUUAUUUUCAAGGUCCUUCACAUGAUGGUUGGCAGAAAUAUCAGCGAUGAACAACUUGGUGGGAUCGCUGACCGCGCAAUAAGUGAUGCAGAUUUAGAUAAAGAUGGUGUCAUAUCAUUUGAGGAACUGAAGAGAGUAAGUGAAUAUCUUAUGAUUUACCUUUAAAUAGUGCUGUUCAAAGCUUUCCUGUGGGCCAAAAAUGGUACACUACAUUGUGUACUCAGCACAUUGUGAAUACUUGAUAAGUAAUAGUCAAAAAGGACUUUUUUGUGUACACAGUGUGGCAAACACACCCAUAAAUUUUCCAAUUGAGAGAUUGGAAACUAGCAAACAGCUGAAAGGCAUUGUAACACACAUCUUGUCUUAACAGGAAAUGGGUGGGAGAAUUUGCUGUAGUUACUCAAACCUCAGGUGCAGCAAGGGUUUUCAUAACUUUUGGAAUUCUUUCAACCCUGAGUGUUUAAUUGAGGUUAAUAUUUUAGGCAAAGAAUAAGCUUCUAGUGCUUGGUAAGCACAAAAUCAUAAUUUAAAAUGUUACAACUGUGUUUUCAUACCCUGACAAACUUUUAGACCAAUGAGAGCGUGCAUUUAAUCUCAUUUAUUAUAUUGUGAGGAGAAAUUCCACCUUGGUCACUCAUGAAGUAAAAGGGUUAAUUUGCUGUCUUUUUUAGGUACUGGAAAAUGUAGACAUGAACUCAAAGAUGAGCAUACGUUUCCUGGCUUGA
Messenger RNA from Pocillopora meandrina, 4067 nucleotides. Lineage: Eukaryota; Metazoa; Cnidaria; Anthozoa; Scleractinia; Pocilloporidae. The record is from the annotation of a GenBank genome assembly.